Molecule: messenger RNA, 1429 nt
Organism: Aphanomyces astaci
Lineage: Eukaryota; Oomycota; Saprolegniomycetes; Saprolegniales; Verrucalvaceae
Exons: 1
Coding region: 645-1349 (234 amino acids)
Source: RefSeq, a predicted model, not a curated record
GUAGAGGUUUGUAUUUACCAGGUAAGUACCUGUAUUUGAUUUCUUGCUUCUACUCUAACGUUAAUCGAGUUAUUCUCAUUCUGGGUUCUACUACCGGUACUCCCGUUUCACUUUUAUCUCAAUUUCUUUUAUUACUCUUCUCGAGAAGCACCAUUCUGUGAUCUUUAACUCCCGCUUCACUUUCUUUCUUCUCUCAGCGAGUUAUUUCCCUUUUAACCGCUUCUACUCCCGUUUCACUCUGUGAAAGAGUGAAACGGGAAAUAACUGUGAACUCCUAAGCGGGCCCCUUGGUCUCUCUCUAUGGUUUUAUAAGCGACAGACGUUUUUGACGCCGCCCAGAGCCCGUACGUGUCUGUGAUGCAACCAGCGAAGGCGCUGCCAAAGCACUGGCGGUUCCCACGGGGCCCCCAGUCCAAGUACAGGUGGGAUUCGACCACCCAACGCGUGAUCGACAUGCUCCCUCCCCCGUUGCCGACCGCACUCCUGUCAAGCUCCCCCGACGGAUGAGUGCCACCCCGUCCAAACUGCAGUCUCGGCAGCGGAAAUCAGAGGACUUUCUGUGCGGUGGCGUAGGGUGCCAAUAAUGUCGGCGUGUACUCCACACUGUCUCACUGUACUCGGCGCUACGUGAAUAAGAACCGCCGAUGAUAGACAUGACCGGAAUGAUUAUCGUUUUUUGCAUGCUACCGUUACAAAAGGAGAUGUCGUUUUUGUUGUGCUAUUGUAGCAACAUGCGACGUGUGCACAAAGCCAAACAUGCCGACCCGACGGCUCCUACUGCUGCUGCUGCUUUGGACGGAGCCGUGCGGCAGUUUGAACGCGCCCGAGACGAUGCGGUGAAAGCCAUCGACUCGUUGUCAUCGUCGGUGGCCAACGUGGCGGACGUCGCCACCUCCACCUCUUCCCCACCAGACAGAGCAGCCUUGAUCGCGCAGACUGUCGACGACUUCGUCAAGUAUCUCGUGACGAGGUUCGACGUGAGCAACCUCGAGGGGCUGACUUCCCUCGCAAAAGCAUUCGUGUUCCACCCGAGCGAAAAGUCGCCCCAAGUCGAUGCGUUUGUGGCAAAUGGACUCGACGUGGUGCUGCAUGCGAGGCGAUGUGCGGCCCAAGGUGUGCCCGGGACCCUCGUGGUGCUUCCAGCGACGGCGGACGAGGCCCUGGAAAGCCUCACGGAUGGCCAAAUCGAAUUCCUGCAGUUGAAAGUGGCGCAGGUGAAGCGAGACCGGCGUGCCGUUGCGGAGGGGAAACCAAAUGCAGUGGGGGCGGGCGGCAGUGUGCCCGUUAAGCCCAACCGUAAGAUUCCCAAGGUGACGAAGGUGCCACGACCGAGUCAAGUGCUCGCUUGACCUCCGUUAUUCGCACGAGGAAUUGACAAACUCAUGCCCCCAAUUGCUUAUAAUUGCAAUGAAAUCUCGUAGUGCAAGAA